UGACCGGGGCGGGCCUCUGCAACAAAACUAUGACUUACAGAGGAACGCAUGCGGCCAUGCAGAGAGUGUCGUCAGGGUCCUCCGGUCGUCGCCUCCACGGCUCCACUGGGUAACUGAUGGACGCGUCCUGCACUGCAUGGUCUGCAUUUGUCCGCCCCGCUUCCCUUUUGCUGAUGGAAUCCCGGCUGCAGGUACCGGUUUAUGUCGCCUACUGCCUGCUUUGACGCACCCUCUCUCUCUCUCUUCUCUCUCUCUCCUCUCUCUCUCUCUCUCUGACUCUGAGAAAAGCAUAUAUUGUAUUCAUCUAUUAGUACCCAGACCGAAUUCUGUUCUAGCUAUAUAUAUGUGCUUCUUCCAGCAUCAGGCUGCUUAAGGCUUUACCGGCCAGUCAAUUCAAGCAGAGAGUGGCCAGUGCUAUCAAAAAGGGAAAGGUGAUCGUCUAUAUAUGGAUCCAUGCCGAGGAAGGAGUUCGUCAAGGAGGGGCUCCAUUGCUGCUGGAGCUGGACAUGGUCACUUUGAUGCAGACGACGAUGCAGCAGCACUAGUUCCUCCUCCUUACCGCCUGUUCCCGGAGCCGGAGGAGACGGCCGCCCGCGACAUCCAGCUCCGUCAGUUCUUCUCCGUGGAUCGGCGCCAGCCGCCGCAGCUGGAGGUGGAACGUUCAUACCUAUUAGGCAAAAAUGAUAAGCUCCGUCCGUCUAGCUUCGGCGAAGGAGUAACCGAAGGGAAGAUAAUCAUUUGUCGAACUUGAUGUUACCUUCAGACAGAGAAGGGCCAUGAAGGAUGAAAACGAGAGAUAUAUGGAACAUUUCUCAUAUUAAAAGUCGUACAUACCUUUCCCGACUAUGUACGUCAUUUGUACAUGGUGAGGCAUGCUCCCGUAACUAUGUACAAAUAUGUAUACUGGCCGAUCCUACAAAUAGGUGUUUAGUGCCACUGCUAUAGGGUUAACCAAUUGUAACCCCAUGUUUGUAUCACCUUCGUGCAAGACCACCUCCAAAAGGCAUUCGUCCUUGUGUACUUGUCAACAACUGAGAUCUUUGAAGGUUCAGCAUUCUAAAGGUCUCCUAUGUAAUGUAGUAUCUCUUGUUACUCCUUCGUGUGUAAAGGAUAAUGAAGCGGCUUGUUUUCUUACAAGCCUAACAUACAACUUGCUGAAAUGAUUUCACUUCGUACUUGUUACCUUCGCUAUCUGCUUUUCCUAUCAAAACUCUCAUAUAUUCAUCUUUGAACCCCUCGAAGGUGAAUAAAGGGGAGAGUUCACUUUAAUUAUAUUGCCCUAUUAUGGUUUCUUAUGUAGCUUCGAAAGGAAACUAACAUUUAGCGUCCACCUCUAGUGAACUCACUGGCUCGCACUACUAUGCCUCCGUGAAGGGGUGGCGAUGGUGUUGUUGGUUCUACUAUUGAUCCCGAAGGUCAAGAACAUGUUGAAGCUCUAUAGUUGAAUGCUACCCAUAGUGAUGUGCACUGGGUGAUCUGUUGCCACCUUCAACUCAUAUCAUAUGAUUUGGUGGCCGAAUUCAUGGUAGUAUUCAACUUGUCACCCUUACUAAUGUGCACUAUAUAAUCCAGUAGCACAUUCCAACCCUUUAGUAGAUCAUUCAAUGGCACAUUCCUUUUCUAUCAUAGUUAUUGUUUAGCAUUGCAUGGUACAUUAGGCCAAGUCAAGUUGAACCCUAUAAAAUUUGCCAAUUCAUAUACAAAUGUAUUCUUAACUAAUGUAUUUAGAUGAUGGUCAAUGUGUGAGCACCUAGAGAGGGUGAAUAGGUGACCCUACAAUAUUAACUCUAAACAAGACAACCUUAGUUUAUAAUACGUGUUAGUGAGAACUAAAACCAAGUUAGGAUAAAAAGAGAGAAGCGAUGAGAACUCUUCACUUGAUUGCUCCUUUAAGACGAGUAUUAAACUUAUUAGAGAACUCGAGAAGACAUUAAUCACAAUAAUUAAAAUAGACAAGAGACACAGCGAUUUUUACCAUGGUUUGGUCAAUGCCUACUCCACGUUGUGGUGACCUCCUUUGAUCAAGGGUUGCACUCAACCCCUCUCAAGUGAUCCAAAGACCAAACUUUAGUGUCACAAUUGUCUUCCUUAUAUCAAUAUCUCGUUGUGAGGAAUAUCCAUAAAUUAGAGUCUUUCACGCCUUACACAAAUGAUUACAAUCAAAAUCGGAGUAAGGAGAGGAGUAGAGACACACACAAGAGCAUAACGCAGCAACAACACGCACACAAGCAAAAGAGAGAGCGCACGAAUCAAAAUGACAGAGUCACAGCUCAAGAACGCACUCAAAUCUCUCUCUAACAAAUCACAACGUGCUCAAGGGGUGCUUGGGUAACAACUCCAUGCGCCUAGGGGGUCCUUUGUAGCCCCAAGGGACCUAUGAGCCAUUUGUUCUUCAUUUGGAAAGCUCUGGUUGUCUUUUGCCCGCGGGUGCACCGGACACUGCACAGUCGCCGAUUUGUUUCCUUCCCUGACGAAGUUGACCGUUGCCGACCAUUAGACAUUGUUGAUCACUUGGCACACCGGACAGUCCGGUGCAGUCUGGUGACCGUUGGCCAAGCUGGCGUGACCGGCGCCGAUUGCGCGGCCGACCGUUGUCGCAGACGCCCGGCUAACACCCCGGACAGUCCGGUGAAUUAUAGUCGGCGAAGUCCUCGCCAAACCCAAGAGCGACUAGUUUGGCUGGCUGGACAGUCCGACGAGGCCUAGACUGGCCCAAGUUUGACCAAACUUAGCCAAACAUCUUUUCUUGAAAUUGGCUCGAUUUGAGGAGUUUCCUAGCACUUAGAUGAACAUAGUUAGCAACUAAAACAAUUGACUAAGUGUUAUAAUCAUACAUUUGUUCCUUCAAUGCAAUAGGAUUUGCAAUAUGCUCCAAAAAUGCAAUUUUCUUAUAUUUCUCAAUUUGCUUUACAAUCACAUGUGCUCAUACUGAUAUGAGGAGACGUUAGUUCAUAGUAAUGUGUUGGACAUUUAAUCACCAAAACAGCUAGAAAUACCCAAGGACACAUUUUCCUUUCACAAUGGAGCUGACCCCAAUGCCUUUGUUGUCUGGCUUCGCCCCUGCUCUAAAUCAAUCCAUGAUUUAUGGUACCCAUGUCUCUUUUAUUGAAGUGGUUCCUUGACACAUUUUGAAGUCCAAAGGGUUUGGUUCACACACUUAUAACUCAUAUGUUAGUAUAGAAGUCCUAUAGUUGAUUCAAUAUUGUACGUUUCUAUGCUUAUUUCAAGGGGGUGGUUAUCACUCUUCCUAAUAAGGAUCAGUUGUAAAAGACAAUUUUGAUAAAAAGGAGCAAGCAUGAGAGAACCUUGAUUGAAUGCUCACAUCAAUAUAGGACAUUAAUUAAGUGUAGGGCUUGGAGGAUGCCUAUUGAAAAGAAAAGAACAUGCGCAAUUGAUGAUUGUCCUUUUUCUUAUAGUACCUAGUGUUUUUCAAACGUCCCAUGGACCAUCAACCUAAUGAUUCUUCAAGCUAUCCUAUACUACUGCUUGUCCAAGGUUGUCCCAUGGCAAAAUUUACUUUGGGUCAACAUUAUUUUAGUAUAUGGUAGGCCCAACAAGUAGAAAUUUUUAGCCCAAGCUAAGACAAAAUAUGUUCGGCCCAACGCAACAAUGCGCUAUGGCUAGGGUUUUUCUAUAUAAACCGGGUCCAUUCCCAUUCAUGAAUCACUCCCCUUCCCGUCUCGGGCUUCACCGCCGCAACACACGUACUCCCCCAAUCUACUAGUGUCUCUCCACCAAAUUUUUGGUCUCGGAUACAACCAAGAUGUCUUCAUCUUUGCACGACUUAACACCAAGGCAUCUUUAAUGAUUCCACGAGACUAUACUUUUCAUCAUAUAUAGAGGCCAGCUGGCGACAACAACUACCAGCAUUUUAUCCUGGAGGCGGCGUCACCGUCGCCGAUCCCUCCUCUCAACUGGCAACAAUGGGUGCACAGGAUGCAACUGCCCUGAGUGUUCAGCAGGGCCGAGCGAGGACAGCUGCUGAAAACCUCGUCCACGUCCCUGCCGCCCAGGUUUCACUUCCAGGUGCCCUAGCCCUAGGGAACUUUGAGCAAGAGCUCGGAGAAGACGCGCUGCUGCCGCCGGUGCUGAGCCAGGAGCAGCAGGACGCCGUGAAGAGAUACAACCAUCUGAUGGGGGUCCACGUGGCGUACUUCCGCGUGUGCAUCGACCCUACGGUGGCCAGUUCCAGGCGGCUCCUCCAGCAGGCAAUCCAGGAUCUCAAGAACCACUGUGCUGGCGAUGCUCUGGUGGCGCAUUAUUACGUGAACAACAGGAACAACAACGACCCAGCAGAUCAGCCAGACACUACUACGGCCAUUCGGCAGCAAGCAAUUGCUCGCUCUGCUGAUGCCUCCUCUCGGCAGCAUCAUGGCGCCUGCAGAGGAUUCAACGACCAUCAUGGCGGCGGCGUUGUUCCUUCCGUUCACCGGGAGGAGGAGGAAGCUCUGGCGGCUCCGGUGGUGGCGAUGAGCAUGAGCCCCGCCUUGCGGCUCGUGGACAUCAAGGGCAAAGUCGCAGCUUUCUGUGCCGAUCGCAACGGGAGCCGCUUCGUGCAGCAGGCGCUUGAGGCGGCAGCGCCGGAGGAGAUCGCCAUGGUUUACAAGGAGAUCAUGCCCUGCGUGCGCACGCUUGCCGUCGACAUGUUUGGAAACCAUGCCAUCCAGAAGAUUCUUGAGCAUGGGCCGAGGUCCUGCAAGCGAGGGGUCAUCAGUAAUCUGAUCGGCCAUUUGUUGCCCCUAAGCCUUGACAAGUACAGCUGCCGGGUGGUACAGAAGUCUUUCGACGUAGGGGAGCACGACCAGAAGGUGGCGAUGGCCAAGGAGCUCGGCAGCAAAGUGCUGAGGUGUGUCCGCGACCAGUUCGCGAACCACGUCGUCCAGAAGUGCGUCGAGUGCCUGCCGUCCAAGGACAUCCACUCCAUCCUCCGAAGCUUCUACGGCCGGGCCAAGGCGCUGUCCACCCAUCCCUUCGGCUGCCACGUCAUCCAGAAAGUGCUGGCCCGCUGCAAAGACCACGAGAUCUACCACGCGCUGACGGCGGAGAUCAUGGAGAACGUGAACAAGCUGGCGGCGGACAGGUUCGGCAACUACGUGGUGCAGCAGCUGGUGGAGCACGGAGGCGGCGCCAUGCGGUCCGCGAUGGUCAGGAGGUUCGCCGGCCGCGUCGUCGGCAUGAGCUACCACAAGUUCGCCUCCAACGUGGUGGAGAAGUGCCUGGCGUUCGGGAGCCAGGAGGACCGCCGGCUCAUCGCCGACGAGAUCGUCGCCGGCGGCGGCGGCGGCCAGCAGCAGCACUUGGACCAUCUCGUGGACAUGAUGAUCAACCCGUACGCGAACUUUGUGAUCCAGAAGAUGGUGGUGACGGCGGAGGAGCGGCAGGUGAGGUUGCUGCUGGAGGUGGCAAGUAGCAACGCGGCGAGCCUGGCGAGGUACGCGCAUGGACGGCACGUCAUCGACGCCAUGGAGAGGUUCCUUGGCGGCGCCAAGGCUGUUGUGCACGCAGACCCUGCUGCACUACCCUGCCGCCGCCGAUGAUGAGCUCGGCGGCUAGCGACACCGCCGACUGCAAUGGCUCCUCUCGAUCGAUCGUCGAUGCUGCAGCAAGGACCACUAGUACUGUCCACCCUGUACGUGAAGCUGGGCUGGCACAUAUGCAUGCAUGGCAAAAACAAGCCAUAUCAUAAUAAGACCAAAGGAAUAUGAAGGCUGCUUAGCGUCUUCAUAUAUCAUAUCGCAUCAGUAUACUCAAUUCGUCCGCUCGGUUUCUCCUUGGUGUAGAGUAUAAUAUAGGUGAAUUGUCCAUCUCCUCUCGUCAGCUUAAACUUUUGUGUUAAAUUGGUUGAUGCUUAGAACUUAAUAUGGUAUCAGAGCUAUAUAUAUGCCUCGAGUCCAAAAAUACUGGUUAUCACAAUUAAAUAAAAAUAAUUAUUGCUCGCUCUUA
Messenger RNA from Zea mays, 5943 nucleotides. RefSeq lists its product as uncharacterized. The record is from RefSeq and is a predicted model, not a curated record. Gene Ontology annotation, molecular function: mRNA binding. Gene Ontology annotation, biological process: post-transcriptional regulation of gene expression. Bases 3924 to 5537 code for a protein of 537 amino acids. Gene Ontology annotation, cellular component: cytoplasm. NCBI's taxonomy places the organism in Eukaryota, Viridiplantae, Streptophyta, Magnoliopsida, Poales, Poaceae. The transcript has 10 exons.